Jaculus jaculus (lesser Egyptian jerboa) is the source of this 1928-nucleotide messenger RNA. It is a transcript of the gene Fut1, whose product is annotated as fucosyltransferase 1 (H blood group). The transcript is spliced from 2 exons. Gene Ontology annotation, molecular function: galactoside 2-alpha-L-fucosyltransferase activity. The coding region runs from base 174 to 1262 and encodes 362 amino acids. The record is from RefSeq and is a predicted model, not a curated record. Gene Ontology annotation, cellular component: membrane. Lineage: Eukaryota; Metazoa; Chordata; Mammalia; Rodentia; Dipodidae. Gene Ontology annotation, biological process: carbohydrate metabolic process.
GGGAAGACCGAGGUUGCGCCCUCGAAACAGAGCCUGAGCCCUCCUCUCCACCUCGAGCCCUCUCGGCCGGUCCUGGGAGGCUGCGGGGCCUCCGGGCUUGGUCGGAUGAAGGCUGCAUUGUGGGGCCGCAUGCAUCGGGCACUAGAAGACGACUCCCAUCCACAAGCUCAGCCAUGUGGACCCCCAGCCGGCGUCAGCUCUGCCUGGUUUUUCUACUGGUCUGCGGGCUCUCUGUGAUCUCUCUGUUUCUCCACCUCCAUCAAGACCUCUUUCGAAAAGUUCUACACUUCUCCAUCCUUUGUCCAGACCACCACUUGCUGCGGUCCCCCGUGACCAUCGUGUGCCUGCCUAGCCCGUUGCCUGCAGCAAAUGUCUCCCCUUCCUGUCCCCAACACCUUGCCCAGCCUUCGGGAACAUGGACUAUCUCCCCAGAUGGCAGGUUUGGUAACCAGAUGGGGCAGUACGCCACCCUGCUGGCCCUGGCCCAGCUCAACGGCCGCCGAGCCUUCAUCCUGCCUUCCAUGCACGCCACCCUGGCCCCAGUGUUCCGCAUCUCCCUGCCCGUGCUUGCGCAUGAGGUGGAUGAUCACACGCCUUGGCGGCACCUGGAGCUGCAUGACUGGAUGUCAGAGGAAUACUCCCGUCUGAAGGACCCCUUCCUCAAGCUGUCUGGCUUCCCUUGCUCUUGGACCUUUUUCCAUCAUCUCAGGGAACAGAUCCGCAGUGAGUUCACCCUUCAUGACCAUCUUCGGGAGGAGGCCCAGCACCUACUGAGUCAGCUUCGCCUGGGCCACAGCAGGGGACGACCACGCACCUUUGUGGGUGUCCACGUGCGCCGUGGGGACUAUCUACAUGUGAUGCCCAAUCGCUGGAAGGGUGUGGUUGGUGACCGGGCUUACCUGCAGCAAGCCAUGGAUUGGUUCCGGGCCCGGCAUGAAGCCCCCAUCUUUGUGGUCACCAGCAAUGGCAUGAAGUGGUGUUGGGAUAACAUCGACACGUCUCAAGGUGAUGUGGUCUUUGCUGGCAACGGACAGGAGGGCACACCUGGGAAGGACUUUGCACUGCUCACACAGUGCAACCACACCAUCAUGACCAUUGGCACCUUUGGCUUUUGGGCUGCCUACCUGGCUGGUGGAGACACUGUUUACCUGGCCAACUUCACCCUGCCUGAUUCCGAGUUCCUGAAGAUCUUUAGGCCCAAGGCUGCCUUCCUCCCCGAAUGGGUGGGCAUCAAUGCAGACUUGUCUCCAGUGCAGGACUAGGCCAACUCUUGGGACUCAGUGGAAAUUUCUGGAAUGAUCUGAUCCAUUUAAAGCCUGCUGCUCAUGUCCCCAGAAGCCUGGUAACUUCUGGACAUGACAGCAGGUAGGCGCUCAUUUCCAGACUUGGAAAGGAUGAGGUUCUUUCUGGAAAUUUCUGAGCACUCUAGAGCCACCAGAGUAUCUGUCCCUGGUGGCUGAUCAUGUCUGGAGAAGCUCCCGGCAGCUCUGGAAGCCCCAGUCCCAGACCACGUCUGUAGGACUUGUGGGUGGCUGCUUAGAGAAACAAAACUCUCCCUUUUAGAUUGCAACAUUCCAGUAUUACUUCCCCUGGAUCGUCCCAACAAUGAGGCAAUGCCUGCUGUAUCCAGAACAAGCUCUCCCCAGCUCGCCUCCCAGGUUUCUGGGAGUGAUUCUGGAGGGGAUCUGUUCUACAGAAAGCAAAACUUCGGUGUCUCACACUGCCAGAAACAUGGAGCCUUGGAAGGCUGCCUCUCAAGAGCCGGCAUCCUGUCCUCCUGUGCUCACAGGCUGAGAGAAAAGGCAUGGGUAGUUUUGAGUAGAGCUGGCUGCCGUCCAACUGGUUAGGCUUUUUCUGUAGGGAGAGGGGAGUAAGCAGGCUAUAUCUAAUGUGAGAUAAAGGAGAGACAGCUACUGCUCAGACCCAGC